This is a messenger RNA of Punica granatum (pomegranate), 384 nucleotides long. The record is from RefSeq and is a predicted model, not a curated record. Lineage: Eukaryota; Viridiplantae; Streptophyta; Magnoliopsida; Myrtales; Lythraceae.
AUGGGUAACAGCCAUUCGUUGUUAACGACGGUUGUACCUAGGGGAGGGUCCCUUGGAUCGGUGAAGCUGGACGAGGACCAGAUCGCGGAGCUCCAUGAGAUCUUCCGCUCCUUCGACAAGAACAGAGACAGUAGCCUCACCCAGCUCGAGCUCGGCUCGCUCCUCCAAUCGGUCGAGCUCAAGCCCAGCCCCGAGCAGCUCGAGACACUCACCCAAAGGCCCGACACCAACAACGACCUCAUGGAGUUCUCCGAGUUCGUGGCCCUCGUGGCACCCUCGAUCCUCCCUAACCCCUACAAGUCUCCCUACUCGGAGGAACAGCUGAGGCAGAUCUUCAAGCUGUUCGAUCGGGAUCGGGAAGGGACGAUGAACAGUGUGGCUUGA